CAAGGUUUUGAUUUUGAAGAGACAUCAAACGAUGGUGUAACUAAAAAUUGAAUAUUUUGGAUCGGUAGGAGAUAAUUUUCGACUACUUGGAAAUUUUUUCUCGGAGCAGAGCAGAGUUGGAGAUCAUUAUCAGAUCGUCAUCAAACAGCAACAACGAACGUCAAAAAAAACUUGAUUCACCUUCAAUCAUCAUCCGUUUGUAAUUCCAACACACGAGAAGAGGUGCAAUUAUUUGAUUUUGUUUAUCACCUUGAGCGAAAGAAAAAAAAAAAGAAAAGUAGAAAAUGAAUUUAAAUUAAUUAGCAGUUGAUUGGAGAUCCGCAAAUUCAUUUUUUGAAAGCUCUCUCUUUGGUAAAGGCAGAAAAAGUUUGGAAAUCGCCAUGGGAGACGAUUCAGGCGUCAAUUGUGCCACGGAGGAGAAGAAAUGGAAGUGCGAAUUGUGUACUUAUGAAAAUUGCGCGAAAAAUUUAAAGUGUUGUAUGUGUCAAAAUAAGAAGAAUUUACUAAAUGAAGACAUUUUUAGAUUAAGUCCCUCAUCAAAUCGUCCCAAUCAACAAAGUUCGCCGCCCUCAUUGGUCGAUUCGUCAUCAACGACGGCAUGCGGUCCAUUUUUCCAACAGCAAACAGAUGCCGACGCGAACAAAUGGUCUUGCACCACGUGCACAUACCUAAAUUGGGUGCGUGCCUCGCGAUGCAUGCAAUGCGGAACAAAGAAGACUGCCGAGCAAGAAAAAGACAACAUUACCGUAAACGAUCAGCUGAAAUCUCUCAAAAUCCGGGAUCUCGAUGCGACGGAUGACAAUUCGCGCGCAAGCAGUCCCGGCUUCGGGCAAUGUGUUGGCGGCGCCAAAAUGAGUCCCGUGUCGGAAAAUAACCAGCAGCAACAAACACUUUCACGUUCCUCCUCGUCAAAUUACAACUUUAACAAGUGGCUAUGCCCGAUGUGUACUUAUGAGAAUUGGCCGAAGAGUUUGCGUUGCUCGAUGUGCAAUCAUCAGCGCGAAGUGAGCGGAACGCCGCAGGGAGCUGCAUGUCGUGCAAUAACAUCGGCAGGCGGCGGCUCUGAUACCGAGGGAGCUGCAAUGGCACGAUCGCAUACACUUUCGCCGGAUCGCGAGAUCAUCUACGACGAAAAUUGCGCGGGAAAUUUCAUAACCUCAAAUCAGGCGACGGGCGUUCAAAAGCGCGGCACGCGAAAUUGCAACGAAAAUGCCGCAAAUCACGAUGUGCAUCAGCAAGUUGAACGCCGAAUCCGACAAAUUCGUCGACAAACCGACAGGCAAUGGCUCAGCGCGUGCAUCGGCGUUGUCGAGAACAAUCGCAACGUGGUUGAGGAAUAUUUGGCGUGCGGCGGCAAUCCAGCACGUGCUCUAACUGCCAACGAAUGUUCCUUUCUCAAUCGAAAUUCCGCCUUCGAUGUCGGGCACACACUCAUCCAUCUGGCAAUUCGAUUUCAUCGCGACGAAAUGCUCCCGAGUCUUCUGGCGCGCAUCUCAAAUGGACCAAAUCAGUCGUAUGUGAAGCGAGUGCCGUCGUAUAUUGCGCCCGAUAUUGCCUCCGACAUCCGAAGACACUUUGCGUCGUCGCUGCGCAUCAAAAAGGCGCCCUUCAACUGUUACUACGUCAAUGAAUUUGUCACGUUUGCGUUGCCGGCGGAAAUUGAAGAGCUGCCGAACUCGAUACAGGAGCAACUUUAUGACGAAUUACUCGAUCGUGAUGCGCAACAACAGCUUGAAAGUCCCCCGCCUGCGCUGAAUUGGUCUUUGGAGAUAACGACACGGUUUGGGUCUCGUUUGUGGGUUUUGUGGAAUCGCAGUGCGGGAGAUUGUCUCUUGGAUAGUGCGAUGCAAGCCACGUAUGGCGUCUUUGAUCGUGAUAAUGUCCUCAGACGAGCACUUUCGGAUACGCUUCAUCAAUGCGGGCACAUGUUCUAUCCACGUUGGAAGGAAUACGAAAUGAUUCAAGCGGCGUUGCUACAUUUUACCUUAGAAGAAACCCAAUGGGAAGAGGAUUGGAGUACCUUGUUAUCAUUGGCUAGUCAACCGGGUUCAUCGCUCGAACAACUCCAUAUAUUUACGUUAGCUCACAUCUUGCGGCGACCUAUAAUUGUUUACGGUGUUAAAUAUGUAAAAAGUUUUCGCGGAGAGGAUUUAGGAUAUGCUAGAUUUGAAGGAUUAUAUUUACCUUUAUUAUGGGAUCAAAGUUUUUGCAUACGUUCGCCCAUCACGUUAGGAUACACGCGCGGACAUUUUAGUGCUCUCGUACCAAUGGAACCAUAUCCCAAUCGAAUUGAUUCGGCGCGUUGCGUCAACAGCGAUCAAGAUGGCGUCACAUUUCUGCCGUUGAUGGAUUGCGAGAUGAAGUUGCUGCCCAUUCACUUUUUAACACAAGCUGAGAUGGGACGAGAAGAGGCAAUAAUGCGCGAAUGGCUCGACGUUUGUUUCACCGACGGUCACUUGUUAGUCGCUCAACAAAAAUUACACAAACGUCCUUUGUUGCUGGCACAGAUGCUCGAGGAAUGGCUCAACCAUUAUCGUCGUUUAGCGCAAGUUUAUCAAGGCCCCUUCAAUCGCAUCGAAAAACUUCGCGGAUAUUCGUCGGAUGGUGAUAGUGAUGAGGAAUAAGCAAAAUUCAUAGAAAACCCUUUAGAAUUAAUUCACAAAAAAUAGAGAAGAUUUAUGCUAACAAAAAAACGUAGAAAAGUCGAAUUAUUUUAUUCAAGUGAAAAAAAUCAAAUAUUAAAUUUAAAAAAAAAUGAAAUUAAAUUUUAAGCCUCAAAAAAUUUCAAAUAUUCAAAAUAUAAUAAAAAAGUGAAAAAAAUCUGGUUUUGCUAUGAAUUUAAAAAAAAUAAUUUGUUGAGCUCAUCACAACAACAACAACACACAAUUAUCACACAUCGAAACUUUUGAUUAAGUAUCUAG
This is a messenger RNA of Culicoides brevitarsis, 2921 nucleotides long. It is a transcript of the gene trbd, whose product is annotated as ubiquitin thioesterase trabid. Lineage: Eukaryota; Metazoa; Arthropoda; Insecta; Diptera; Ceratopogonidae. Gene Ontology annotation, molecular function: K63-linked polyubiquitin modification-dependent protein binding; cysteine-type deubiquitinase activity. Gene Ontology annotation, cellular component: nucleus; cytoplasm. Gene Ontology annotation, biological process: cytoskeleton organization; cell migration; positive regulation of Wnt signaling pathway. The record is from RefSeq and is a predicted model, not a curated record. Bases 381 to 2624 code for a protein of 747 amino acids. The transcript has 8 exons.